This is a messenger RNA of Hippoglossus stenolepis (Pacific halibut), 7314 nucleotides long. RefSeq names its product GRAM domain containing 4a (gene gramd4a). The transcript has 18 exons. The coding region runs from base 1085 to 2677 and encodes 530 amino acids. NCBI's taxonomy places the organism in Eukaryota, Metazoa, Chordata, Actinopteri, Pleuronectiformes, Pleuronectidae. The record is from RefSeq and is a predicted model, not a curated record. Gene Ontology annotation, biological process: apoptotic process; negative regulation of toll-like receptor 9 signaling pathway.
UAUGGUUGUGACACAUGCAGAAUGAGAAUAAAAAGGUUCCAUUUCUAAGGCAAAGGUCAAAUUGAAAGAGCAUGAUGUCUCAGUAUUGACAACACAAAUUAUGUUUCGGUGUAGAUUAGUGGGUCGAUUAAGUCUUUCCUCUAAUUCGCAAAUACAGUUUAGGCUUUCCUCAAACCCUCCACUUUCCAGUGCUGGCUUCAUAUUGUUUUCUAAACUUCAUUAUCUGCUCCUUUUCUUUUUAAUGGUUAGUGUCUUCAAUGGUGUAUUGACAUUUGCUGAUUGGCUGUGACAAACACUGUGGUGAGUGGUAACAAUGUGAAGCCGACGUGAAGCGGCUUAUUCUUUCUCUCUCUCUCCCUCUCUCUGACUGCCACCCCCACUCACCCCCAUGUGCCCCCACCUUCCUUUAAUGAAAGGAGCUAUUGUCUCUGGCCUGGAUUGAAAAACCCUCACAGUACUUUUCCUUUGAGCUCUUUAAAACUUUGCCUGUUCAGAUGAAAAGCGAUUUGCUUGCGUACGUACAGUAACUCAUGCAUGCUCACGCUGCUGCACACAAAUGUGAACACGCACAAACUAGAACACAAUAGACGCAUACCUCCUGCUCACACAUGCAGUGCGGAGAGCAGUCACAUACACCCGUACUGACACAUGAACACGCAUGAUGCGCGUGUCAGACGGCUCCUUGUGUGCACAGAAAUCUCAGAUUCCAGGCCCUCUUAUCCGCUGGCCACCCAGCAAAGCCCCACCUCUUCCUACCUCCUCUGCCCUCCUAUUUCUUCACAUUCACACAGGCUCCGGUCACUGACCGCUCUGUGUGUAGAGGCCUGUCAAAAUAUUGACAGAGUAGCCUGUCCUUGAUCUGUGCUUUGUCUCUGGAUGGGACAAGUAAACAUGGAGCAUAAACCUAAACUUUGAUGAGCUUUGAGGAGUAUUGAGGUCAUAAGGAAGCAGACGGUGCAAUACAAGCUGGGUCAGCCCUGGAGAUCCUGCAGCCCUGGCUCGAUUUCAAGAGAGGACCAAGGCAGCCACUCUGCCGACCCGAUCUUAUUCAAGCUUCCCAGGGACAGGUCGACUGCAGAGACGAAUGGAUUUAUGGAAAAUGGAGGAUUUAACCGUUGACAGCUUCGAGCUGCUUUACAGCGGAGCCGUCGAUAAGAUUAAAAGCCAUAAAAGUAACCUCAACCUCAAGGAGGAGCUGAGGAAGCUGCGGGAAGAGACAAAUGUGGACUCCCUGCGACAGGAGCUGGACAAGGAGCGAACCAAGAGGAUAGACCUGGAGCAGAAGAUGAAUGAGGUGCUCAAGUCCAGACUGGAGGACUCUCCACCACAGCCUCCCCGGAAACAGCAGUCGCCCUCCAACAAUGGAACAGCAGAGAAACAGCAGAAGGAGGUGUGGAGCUCACGGCUGCAGAAGUGGCUGCACGAGCGCUUCGGGGUUUACAUCGAAGACUUCCGCUUCCAGCCGGAGGAGAGCACCGUGGAGACAGAGGAACCACUAAGUGCAAAAAGGUUGACAGAGAAUAUGAGGCGACUCAAGCGAGGAGCCAGACCUGUCACCAACUUCUUAAGGAACCUCUCUGCCUUAUCCAAUUGGCACUCUGUCUACACCUCAGCUAUUGCCUUCAUUAUCUAUAUGAAUGCUGCAUGGCAUGGUUGGGCCAUUCCCAUGCUCCUCUUCCUGGCUAUCCUGCGCUUGUCCUUAAAUUACCUCAUCGCCAGAGGUUGGAGGAUCCAGUGGAGCAUAGUGCCUGAGGUGUUUGAACCCAUGGAGCCUCCAAAGGAAGACUUGACAGUGUCUGAAAAGUUCCAGCUUGUACUUGACGUUGCACAAAAAGCACAGAACCUUUUUGGUAAGAUGGCAGAUGUUUUGGAGAAGAUAAAGAACCUGUUCAUGUGGGUGCAGCCGGAGAGCACCAGGAAACUUUACAUCUGCCUGUGGAUGGCUUUCAUCACCUCCUGCGUCCUGCCAUACAAACUGAUGGGCUUCAUGAUUGGCUUGUAUGCCGGCAUCAAGUUCUUCAUCAUAGACUUCCUUUUUAAGAGCUGUCCGAAGCUGCGGGACAAGUACGACACGCCUCACAUCGUGUGGAACAGCCUCCCCACCGACCCCCAGCUAAAAGAGAGGACCAACGCCACUGUGUCACGGCGGCUCUCUGGCAUUGAGAAGGUCCAGCCGAUAGUCUCUCGCAGCAGCCUCGCCACGGUCCCAUGUGGGGUGAGCAGAGAGGAGGAGACUGGUCGCUCCCACAGCACCAAGAAGGGAGCCUUUCAUGAGAUUUUCAGCCUGUCAGAGUUAGAGCGCCCUCUGGCCGUGUGUGAGAACGGCUGGAGGUGUUGCCUGAUAAACCGCGACAGGAAGAUGCCUACAGACUACAUCAGGAACGGAGUGCUUUACGUCACAGAAAAUUACCUGUGCUUUGAGAGCUCCAGCUCCAGAUCCAGCGCCUCUAAAAAGAACAAAGUUAUUAAGCUGGUGGACAUCACGGACAUACAAAAGUACAAAGUGCUGUCGGUCCUGCCAGGAAGUGGAAUGGGAAUCUCCAUAGCAACUCCCUCCACCCAGAAGCCGUUGGUGUUUGGUGCCAUGAUCCACAGAGACGAGGCUUUCGAGGCCAUCUUCACACAGUACAUGAAGAUCAUGACCACCACCAAACCACCAGCCAGUGCAGAGCUCUAGACAGACUCCAUCCCUGCAGCGCGUCUCUGCACUGGGGCUUCAGUCUGAGGCAGAGAGCCUCCUGAGUUUGUACUGGGAUGGCAGAUACUUUCCAACACCACACUCCUCUGCUCUGCGAAAGCCUGCUCCUUUUGUGACGGGCACCAGCUUCCUCAUUGGUGGCCAUCAGCCGGCUUUGAUAGGCGGCUUCUCUGUCCAGGCCACGUCUGAGGGGAUAUGGGGGUGUCGUCUGGAUUUGGACAUACUUUGUGGGUGUGUGGGACAAUGGAACAAAUUUUCCAGGGAGAGGGGCUAAAGUGUGAUUUUUAUCAAUCAGCAGAUGGCUGGUGAGGGGGCUGGUUCUCCUCUCCCAACUGACUGACCAACUGGUGACUGGUGUCUGACUUACCUGUGUGUGUGCACGUGUGUGUGUGUGUAUUUUGGGGGUGGGUUAAUGUCACUGUGGUUCGCUAUAGUAGGAAGAUUUCAAAAAGUGCUCCACCUGGCUGUAAAAAUCAUAAAACUAGAAAUAGUAGAGUCCACACCUCUGCCAAGGCCCUGCAGUCCCCUUUAAAUUCAAUCAAGCAGCUCCAAAUUACACACACUCAUAGAUGUCAGUCCCCUUAAUAUGCCUGAUAUUUUUCACCCAGAUCAAUGAAUUAUUUUAUGGUUAUUAAAUGCAAAAUUGAUUGGGUCCUUCCACCAAGUUUUGUGGAAAUGCAUCAUGUAGUUUUUACAUAAUCGUGCUGACAUACGAAAACAUAACUUGGCAGAUGUGACAAAUAAUAGAAACUUAAACUGCCAGAUUUUAUAUAUCUGUAAGUUUAGCCUGAUAAAUCAGUGUAAAAACGGCUUAUAGUCAAGUGAUGAAAUAUUUUGACGUUAAACUGGAUGAUUGGUGCCUCUUGGAAUGGCUCAACAAAACUGAAAGAGUGCACAAGUGUGAGUGGACAGUGAUUUUGUCUGUGUGUGUGUUUAAAUGUAUAUUAGCUGUGAGAGUGUCAGAUCACCGUUUGACUGACACAGAGCCUUUCUGUUAGUUUACACUGCUGCUGUCUAACUCCUGGAUUCCCCCUCUGCUUUUUAGACACGUGUCGGCAGCUUCAGAACACGUUAGUCACCCAACGAACAGAAAACACGCGCUGCAUUCAGUAUCCGCUUCUGUGUUUUGUAAGUGUGCAUAUGUGAAACGUACAGUGAGGUUUUUUUUUCUCAACAAAUGCCUUUAUUUUAGAAUUUUUUUUUUUGUUUUCUUCGUAACAAACAGCCUUUGGGAUGAGCAGCUGUUGGUCCUGGAGAUGAGAGCACAACACUGACUGCCAUUUAGAGGCACAGUGGAGAACACAGCCUCCCAUGUCUAAGCUUCUGUUUUCAAGGCACAAUCUGUACACGUAUUCCAAGAUUUUCUUUUUCCCCCCUCAAUAGUAUUCUACCUGCACUUUAUUAGACCAUCACCUUGAAUUUCUGACACCUGUUGCAUUGAAUAUACUUCAAAUCCAAUGUCAGUGUUUGCAGAUAGUUUCAAAGCUGCCAUAUAGUUGUUUUUGUACGGGAGUCGGCGCAGGUCGGGGCAGCUCAAAGCGCCGUCUGAGCACUCUGUAUUAACGCAGGAUUGAUGUCGACCACAGCGAGGAUGUUUCUCUGAGUCAGACGACCUUCAAACCCCGAGCCGUAAAAGAAGAAGGUACUUUACCUUGAGAACAAAAUACUGGCAGAUUACUGUCGCGUCACGGCCCCUUCACACAUUAAAGUGUUGAGGUAUCUCAGCCCCUCAAAUAUAAACCCAAGCCUCAUCCGAAACAAGUGCAGAAAUAUCUGUUAAAGUCAACUUCUUCUUAUUGGCUGUUCCCACUUAAAGUAAAUGCCAGCUGGUGAGGCUGUUCGAGGUUAGAUGAGCUGUUUUCAAAAAAUCCCAAACCAGGAUUAUGAGCUACAAAGACAUGCCUAAUUGUUUCUUUCAUUCGUUCUCGUUUCUGCUUAUGUGUAACGCCACAGUGAGUCGAGACUGUCAUCUGGGUGCUCUUCCACUUUGUUCCAGAUCCUCUAAACCUAUCGGCUUUGUAUGAAGUAUACGGAUAAAUGUCUAGACUGAAUAUUUCACCGUCACUUUAUUUUAAGACACCGUUCGCGAGCAUAAAGCCGGUCUUUGCGAUUGCGGAACGGUGCGAUAUGUAGAAGUAUAAUGCCAAACUACAUCGGACACUUGACUGUGUUUUGUGAGACGAGUUGUAACACUGGAGGUCUUGAUUAAUCUUCAGAUUUUAUGAUGAGAGACGGUGGGGUGGCUGCUCCGCCCUCCCAUCACUUAUUCACUAAAAGCCCAGCAGCACAGGCUUUAGUUUCCUUGUAAAUCUUACAAAACACGGUUCAAAGGGAGACCUUGACUUUUAUUUUCAUUCACUGAACACGUCCUUCUAGUUUAACAAUCCUUAAUCACGUCUGUGUCACCCUUUCUCAAGAACACCAGAUUAUUUUCAGCUCUCUGCCCUUUAGUACUGCCCUUGGUCCAAAAUGUCAAGGUUUCUCUUGAAGUCUGUUCAAAUCCUCAUGUCAUCAUUAUUAAUUAUAGUCAACGGGACUGGAUAUGAAGUUGCCAGAGCUGCAACGGACCAGUUCAAACCACUUUAUUCGAGUUUCUCAUGGGUAUUUAGCCUGUUAUUUAAUAGGCUGCCUUUCCACACAUGGAUGUGUAUUUUUUUUGUUUAGGAAUAAAAUUGAAUCCAUGAACGGUGGAAAACCCGAGCAGAUGAAAUCAGUGAAUGCUGUCUCACUGUGUGAUUGGACGGCUCGUCGUAGUCUUAAAGCUUUUUACCUGAAGCCUUUUGUGAUCUGCUAACUCUGAAAACCAGCUCUCCGGGCUUCGCUGACCCCGACGAGGCUGCGCUCGGGUAAAGCACAGAAUGUAUCACGUCUUUUUUUUUUCUUUUUCUUUUUCUUUUGCCAAAUCUUAAAAUUUCUGUCUGCCAUAUUCUGCCUACGCUCAUGUUUACAGAUGCUUGUAAAUAUUAUUUUGUUUGUUUUUAAGAAGCCAGUUUGAAUUCCCUUGACUCUGGAGUUAUGAAGACUGGACGGCUACACUGUUGUUGAACUAAUGUCUCAUUGGCUCCGCACCACUUGACUAUCUCUGCUCAACCGACAGGAAACUCGAACCAUAGCGACAGGAGCAGUAUUUAAAAGCGCAUACAGCAUGUAAACUGUCAUAUCCAACAUCACGGUACUUGGUUACGUUGCAGUGUAACACCAGAUUCACAGGGUUCACACAGAGCAGAGAUGGUCAUGAUGGACUGAAACGGCAACAUUAGUGUUUUUGACGUUAAGUUUGUUCAUUGUGACUUGAUGCACCUUUUUGAAGAUUAUAGAGAAAGACGAAUAGAGCGACAGCUUGAUACCUAUUGUUUUUAAAAGGAACUAGAAUGUGUGCACUCUACUGUAAUGUGCACUAGAAGUGUCCUGCAGUGGCUUAAAGAAACCGUUUUAGUAAUUUUGGAAAAUUGGAUCACUUUGCUUUCUUGCCAGGAAUUUGAUGAUGUUGCUACUGUCACGUCUGCACAAAUAAAUAUGAAGCUAAUGACACGGGAUGAACUCUGGAGUCGCCACUUUGAAAUCGUUUUCCUACAAUGGGCAAGUGUGUGGUUUUACAUUCUGGCAAAAUCAACUAGUGUGUGCGUUCCCGAAGAUUUGUAAUUACAAAUUGGUUUAACCUGUCAUUAUGUCUGUGGUUGAAAAUCCUCUCGUGUGCAGCAGCUCUCCAUGUGUGCCUGUCAUAGGAGGUGUGCAUGAGUUCCAACAACAAAGUUUGUUAGGGGUUCAUAAAACACUGUUUCCAUUUGUUGACUUCUCCUCCAUUGUAGAUUUUAUUACCUUUGGGCAGAGCUAGACUUAUUGUGUCUGACUGUUUUCAGACACUGUGUUGAGCUAAGCUGACCAACUGCUGUUACUAGCUUCAUAAAUAACCCUGCAAGAAAUGCUCCUUCUCCAAAAUGUUGCAAUAUUCCUUUAAUGCCAUGAAUGGCCAGAUACAUAACGACUGCCACACUGUGUGUAUCGCUACUGGUGAACGAUGGAGAAAGGUUUGAGGAUGUUACUGCCGUCAUAUUCAAGGAGGGACUGGCUCAAAAACAGUGGUGUUGUCUUUUCAAGGUCCCCUCCAUUGAAGCUGGUGUCCUCGCUGUUGUAUUAAAUAUGUAGUUCCUCUAACUGUGUGUAAAUGUUAGGUAAGGGUUUUCCAAAAAGCAUUUCAACAUACAAACACUGAGUGGACAAAGUGCUCACGUCUCAUUCUAAAAUGAACAAAUUAACUGUGUGCACCUGACAUUAUGAGGUGAAUGUAAAAGCUCGAAACGAAUCCAAACUCAAGGAUUCAGUCCUUUUUUUCUUUUUUCUGGAUGGACACAGAGCUCAUGAUAUUUGGUACAGGCAGUGAAUUUCCAAUUAAAGUGUUACUGGGAAUCAUUACAAUGAGUAAAUCAUUUCUCAUUUGUGACGGUCACUGUAAGGCCUUUUUUCUUUUUUUUCUUUUCGUCAAAGAGGAAUUUGUAUACAGAUUAUUGAAAUGUACAGUGAAGAAAAGGAAAACCACUGAGUUUUUAAAAGACAUGUCUAUUGUAAAGGAUAAUGUGAUGUACAUUUUUUAAUUUAAGUAAAUGAAUUUAAGCUAU